Ramularia collo-cygni is the source of this 1779-nucleotide messenger RNA. RefSeq names its product related to tripeptidyl-peptidase I. The transcript has 7 exons. Gene Ontology annotation, molecular function: tripeptidyl-peptidase activity; serine-type endopeptidase activity. The record is from RefSeq and is a predicted model, not a curated record. The coding region runs from base 1 to 1779 and encodes 592 amino acids. Gene Ontology annotation, biological process: proteolysis. Lineage: Eukaryota; Fungi; Ascomycota; Dothideomycetes; Mycosphaerellales; Mycosphaerellaceae.
AUGUUCCCUUAUAGCUCGUUGUUGCUGGCAUUGGCUACGCCACUGGUCCAUGGAGCAAUCCACGAGUCUUUGGCCGCGUUGCCUUUCGGUUGGACACAGUCAACGCACAGCAUAUCGGCGUCGGACAGAUUGACCUUGCAAAUUGCAGUAAAGUAUCGGAACCUGGACAAGCUGGAGCCGUUGCUUGAAGCUGUUUCUACCCCUGGAAGCCCUCAGUACGGCCACCAAAUCAAAUCAUGGUUGGAGUCGCACGGCAUCAAGAUCCAGUCAAAUGACGGAACCUUGAUGACAUUCACCACCACUGUCGACAAGGCCAACACGAUACUGAACACUACGUUCGCCUACUUCACCAACGGCGCAACCACAAAGCUUGGUACAACGGAGUAUUCCAUCCCGAAUGCUCUGACCGACUCAAUCGACUUUGUCACCCCGACCACUUUCUUCGCAAGCACCAAGUUCCAGAGAGUGCUACCUCAUACUGUCAAUACCAACAAGAGGAUAGAGAAGAGACAGACUUUUUCGAACUCUUGCUUGGAGACCGUCGAAUAUGAAGGUGGUAGAUACGGACUCUUCACACCCGAGUGCUACAAGCAGCAGUUCAACAUUGGCGACUACAAGGUYGACGUUGCUGCCGGCAGCACGGUCGCGUUUAGCUCUUUCUUGAACGAGUCCGCUAGCUUCUCCGACCUGGCCUUGUUCGAGAAGGCUUUCAGUAUUCCCAGCCAGAAUGUUACCAAGACGGUCAUCCAGAAUGGAGUGUCUUACAACGUUAAUGACCAGAACCCUUUGACCGAACAAGAUGGAGAGGCCAACCUGGAUGUGCAAAACAUCAUCGGCCUCGCCGAUGGUCUGCCAGUUUCUGAAUACAUCACCGGCGGACUCCCAGACGAAUUCACGCCUGAUCUUCUCUACCCGAAUGCCUCGGUUCAAACAAACGAGCCCUACCUACAAUACUAUCAAUAUCUGCUCUCCCAGAAGAACGCGGAUCUCCCGCAUGUCAUCUCCAACUCGUAUGGCGAUCACGAGAACACCGUCCCGGAGAAUUACGCCAAACGUGUCUGCAACAUGAUUGGCAUGAUGGGUCUACGAGGACGUACGAUCCUCGAAUCCUCUGGRGACGAGGGUGUUGGUGCUGUCUGUCGUGCAAACGCUGAUGACCAGCAGCCGCAGUUCACUCCCCAAUUUCCAGGUACAUGCCCAUACGUGACAGCAGUCGGUGGCAGCCAGUUCAUGAGCCCGGUGGAAGCCUGGAAUGCCAGCUCGGGUGGUUUCAGCUUCUACUUCCCAACCGCUUUCUACCAGAAGUCUGCCGUGAACACCUACCUGACAGAACACAUCAGCCCCGAGACGAAGGAGUACUACUCCUCGAACGGCUAUGUUGACUUUGGUGGGCGUGGCUUCCCGGAUGUCACAGCUCACAGUUUGUAUCCUUAUGUCCUAACUUAUAUCAAUGGCACUGCGUCGCCGAAUGGUGGUACAUCUUCUGCAGCUCCAGCUGUUGCUGCCGUCAUUGCAUUGUUGAAUGAUGUCCGUUUCCGAGCCGGAAAGCCCGCUCUUGGUUUCAUUAAUCCCUUGCUCUACGGACUGAAUGGAGCUGGUCUCACGGAUAUUACCAAGGGCGCUGCGCUUGGAUGCAAUGGAACCGAUCUUCAGAAUGGUAUCGUAAUUGACGGUGCGGGCAUCAUCCCAUUCGCUUCGUGGAACGCGACAGCCGGCUGGGACCCUGCGACAGGGCUCGGUAUCCCCAACUUUGGAGAUCUGAAGGAGCUGAUUCUAUAG